Molecule: messenger RNA, 5336 nt
Organism: Uranotaenia lowii
Lineage: Eukaryota; Metazoa; Arthropoda; Insecta; Diptera; Culicidae
Product: protein spire-like
Exons: 16
Coding region: 104-3202 (1032 amino acids)
Biological process (GO): polar body extrusion after meiotic divisions; actin filament polymerization; actin filament network formation
Cellular component (GO): cell cortex; cytoplasmic vesicle membrane
Molecular function (GO): actin binding
Source: RefSeq, a predicted model, not a curated record
AGGCAUCUGCGUACCUUCCUCCCAAAAAAAGAUCCUCCUGAAGCUCGGUACCAUCGUCUAUACCGCCCUGGAUUACAACCUUCCGUUGAAUGCGACCUGUCAUAUGUCCCACGAGCUGGAACAACUGAUCGAGUUCAUGACGGCAGAAGACAACGAUGACGAAGGUAUCGAGCACGACUCGGAGGAAUCGAUCACGGACGAGGACGAAGCAAUGGUGGCCGAUCACGAACAGAAUGACGAUGACGACGACUUGGACCCGAACAUCCAAGACUCGGACGAUGGCCACGUCGAGCUAGACGAGCUAGCUUCGGAUGAGUUAGACAAAGCGGUAGAGGAUCGACUCCGGGAUUCGGAAGUCCGAUUACGACGGCACACCAAUCACAAUCGGUCCCGCUUCGCCAACUUUCAUCAAACCCAUCUCAACGGUCUGAAUUCCUACCACCAUCGCCAUGGUUGUAAAAAUCUGCUGAACAAUCACCGACAAUGCAAUGGGGAUAGUGGCGGAUGUGGGAUUGGCAGGCGAGGGAGUGGACCUGGCGAAGAUAAUCUCUGUCCCAGCAGUAGGAGUAGCAAGAAAAAAUCUCAUCGUAAAACCAAAGAACUGGAUCGGGUGCUUUCGUUCUGCACCUCUCGCGUGUCCCACCCGAAGCCGGAAGAUCACUAUCGGGCCGUGUGCCGAGCCCUCGCUGCCGAAACCCUGGAGCUACGAACCUUCCUUCGGCGGGUGUACGAAGGCGAUGCCGAAGUGCUACGACUCAAAGCGCAGGCCGAAACUUCCGGCAAGGAGCUGGAAAAGAUCCACUUUAACGACUGGCUGGACGAAUCCAUGAUUUGGCAAGCUAUACAAGCUCGAUUUUGGAUGCAAGUGGUCGAGGAGCUGCGAGAGGGCGUGCGGUUGAAAAAGAUCAACUAUUCCCGAACCCCGAUCGAGUACGAGCUGACGCCGUACGAAAUUCUGAUGGAGGAUAUCCGGUGCAGAAAGUACAAUCUUCGCAAGGUGAUGGUGAACGGUGACAUACCGCCGCGGGUGAAAAAAGAUGCCCACGCCGUCAUUUUGGAGUUCAUUCGAUCAAGGCCGCCCCUGCGGAAGGCUUCGGAACGGAAGCUUGCACCUCAACCCUUGAGACGGGUAACAUGUCCCCGGGAGCAACUGCUCGAUUCCAUCCGAAAAGGACGAGUACUCAAGCCGGUGCAUUCGAAGCUGAAAUCAAGACGUGUUGCCUCCAUGAUUUCCAUCGUCAUUCCGAACCUUUUCGACAGCCCCUUUUUACCGAGCACCCAACUAGAUAGUGAUAGGAAAUUAUGUGAUGAGGUGGGAACCAGCAGCAGUGGUCCAGCUUCCAGCAGUAGUAUCGGCAGCGGCAGCACCAGUUCGGGGCCGGCAUCCAUGACACCCAGAUCGUCGGCUGCCACAAACAUAUCCGGCACGAUGGCGGCCACCGGAAGCAGUGGCAUGGCUUCGUCGCUGAAUGCGAGAUCUUCAAGCUCCCUGAUGUACUCCAACUCGCCCCGCAACACACUAAGACUGAUACCGGUGGACUUUUCACUGUUUGAGGAUGACGAUUUUAUCAUCGACACGGCACCGAACGGCGAUACCACGAUGACAAUGACGAACGGCGGUGGCGGCAGUUCCGGUUCACGGGGAGCGAACGGAACCUCCGGUUCCGGUGUAGGACGAUACGCAACCCUAGCGACGGUCGGCAAGCGCAAUAGCGGCGCUUCGGGAACCGGCAGCAUCAACAAUGAAAACAACCAAAACAAUAUCAACACCGUACUAAAGCGUACAAAAAACAUCAUAACACACGACGAGUACCAUAGGUUCUGUGAUAAAGCACUAGAAACAUACGACCUGGCAACACAGUGCGAAUCGCGUAGGGCUUCAAUGCGACGGCAUACCAUAAUAGGUUGCAACCAGAACUACAAACUUGACCAUCUGAACAGUCACUCGAUGCCACCGUCGAGACCUUCCUCCAGACAAUCGGAUCACAAUAGCCAAAGUCAGCAGACACAGUCUCAACAACAACAACAUCAGAACCAACAGCAACAGCCAAAUCCGGCCAGUGUUGCCAGCACCAACGGAAGUACAAGCCGGCUGACGGCAGUGGGACCCGGAGAUUUGGUCGGCGGAAGUAAUCUUUCCUCGCUGGAUACCUGGACUAAAAAUUCGCUAGACGAGCACCAGUGGAAGAACACUUUCAACCUGAACGAUCGACUCUCGCUAACGUUGGAGGAGAUCGUCCAUAUUCGCUCGGUCAUGACCAAAGCCGAACUGGAGGGACUUCCGGUUGACAUCCACAUCAAGGAGGAUGUCGAAAAGCGGAAGGUGUGCUUCCUGUGUUUACGGACUCGUUUCACACUGUUUGCGAGAGGAAUUCUGUGCAAACUCUGCCAACGGACAGUUUGUAAUAAAUGUAACCAAAAGAUGCGAAUACCGACCGAACAUUUCCGUAAUGUUCCGGUGGUGCUCCUGUCCCCAUCGUUGAUGAGCAGCCCAUGCACCUCGAAUACUCCCUCACCAAGCCAUCAUGCGGCACACCACGGUUCCGGACCGCACAGCAUGAUGGACGAAUCGUUUCCACGAUCGCUAAUGGAGCGGCUUCUACGACCCGAGUUAGACCGAAAGACUCGCAACACCGUCGGAAGUGCCCCGUCGUCACCAAAGAAUCAACGCUCGGCGUCCAGCACCCCGGGUACCAGCCUGCAGGGUGAGCCCCUGUCACUUCCGAUGGCAUCGCAGCCGCAUUCCGCGAUCGUGGCUGCUGCCGCCAACGGUGCCAAAGAAUACAACAGUAGCAAUAGCAAUGGAGCGGUGUCCAGUAAUGGGGGUCCAAAGAGUGGUCCGAACUCCAUCAUGUCCCGCAGCAUGGAGGGUCCGCACAGUUUACCACCGGCCAGUCCGGCACGGCCUCACUCGAACAGUAGUACACUGGAUCGGAGUGCUUCCAGGAACCGAUUCGCCAAAGCGUUCACCCUGUCGGCGGCCGCAGCAGCCGGUGGUGGAUCCGGAAGUGGCCCAGUCAGCGGAACCAGCGGCUUCGAUCCGCAGAAGGAACGACUUACCGGGGAGCUGAUGGCCGUGUGCAACGACUGCCGAUCGCUGGUGCUCGAAAUCAUCCGGUCCUCGCGGCAAACGCGAUCCUCGGCCCAAAACCAGGCACUCCGGAAUUUGACCCUGGAUCUGUCCCCGGUGUACAAGCGCUAGAUUAGUCUUCUUCCCUCAUCCAUCCCCAACUAGAGAGCAACAGCCCCAAUGUCACAAAACGCUCUGUACAGGAACAGUUGUUUCCAGGGUUUGUGCGUGUUAUAGUAUCCUGAUUUUUUUUCUUGGAUCUAUGGAUUUUGGAAAUAUGAGGUAACAUCUAUUGUUUUAACGAGAAUUAUCCAAAGCAAAACAGAGUGCACUGAAACAUUUGUUAAAUGCUCUGGAAUCAGAGUGUGAAAAAUGAGUGAAAAAUCAAAUUUGACUUCACUAGGAAAUUGUAAAAAGUACCAUAUUGAAUUGUAAUUAUUAUUCUUGUAGUUAAGUUGGAUCUAUACAUUCAUUCUUUGGCAGCAGUUUUACAGAGCUGCUAGAGAUCUUUUUAGGAAGUUCUUUUCAUUUGUACUGUUUUGAUAGAUUGAAAUCGAGAAUUCGCUAACAUCGAAUGCUGGAAGUCUGUUCGAGAUUUCAUCAGCGGCGUUAAAAAAGAGUCUCACGAAAAGAAUAUCUGCUAUUCUGUAUCGAGAAAGUUUUAAGCUCAAAAUUGGAUUCGAAAUUGUUUGAAGUUUAUUCUUAAUUUUAUGCCUGUUUCUUGAAUUUGAUUUUUCACUGUCGCACAAAUCUCGCGCGGUUUAGUGUAGGCUCCAGUUCAAAAACGAUCCGAUAAGGUUGUUGAACCACGAAGUUCGCCCAUCUAUGUAUGUAAACUGAACAGAAAACAAUAAGCAUUAUGUUCACAUACCAAAUAACUCAUAAGAAAAUUCUCUUACUAAACAUCCAAUGGUAAACGCUUAUUAGCAGAUCAGAAGAAGAAAGUAACACAAAAAGCACCUUAUCGAAAAAAGAAUUUUAGUCAAAAGGUUUGUUGUUUGUUGUUGGUUGAACUUUAUAGGGAAGAAGGUUAUCUGGCAUGUGAAACUGGAUCUUUCGAAGGUAUAUGAAAUAAAACACUUUAACCAAAUUAGUAAUAACCGUGACUUGUUGAGAAGAAGGAAGAAAUAGAUAUCUAGACAAACAAAUGCAUUCACCUGAUCGAUAACUGUACACACGUUUCGCUUAUUGGAUGCUUUACUUGGCACUUUUUAAUCAAACUCCUUCAUCGAUUAGUUAAAAGCCAUAAGAGUUAAAUUUUCAAGUGAUUAGCACAUUUUUAUCUAUAAAGUUUCCAGGACAUCUCCAGUUUAGUAUACUCAAAAACCUAACAUAAAAAAUGUCUCAAGCUAUCAAAAUUCAAAGUUAUUUCCAGUUUGAUAGAUUUUUUGUAGAAAUGCACAUUUAGGAAAAAAAUAAAAGUGUUUUAUUUCCUCGGAGGCAUCGACCUCAAAUCGACUGAUAGAUACCUUUUUGGUUUUCGGAAUGAGAUAAUCAUUUUUAAAUGAUGAAAUUGACCAUGUAAAAUCAUAUCCAUCUACCAAGACCCCCUUUCUCUCAAGAGAAUAAUCAUUUUUGAAGAAAAAAUCUAUAUCUGUAGAGUGCUAAGUUUCCCGGUAAAGUUCUACAGUAAGAAAUUGUUUGUACUCCAAUUCCAAUCAUCCGACAAUAUUCAUAACCUGAACCGAACAUACACCCAAACGAUACUCAUACAAUUAAGAAAGGCAAGCAGGCGUAAUGUGGAACAAUAGUAUACUAGACAUUUGGGUUUUCAACUAUUCAAUCUUAACAGAGCCCUUUAUUUUCACCAAGAGAAAACAACAGCAAUCUUUUAAGUUUUAGCUUUAGAUUCCCACCUCGAAAACGGAAAUCAACAAUUAUUUUCCUGUUGUGCUGCAGUCAAUCUUUUACUACAACAACUCAUUCACACAAAUCGAACCGAGGCAGACAACUUCAGCUGAACGAUUGUGAGAAUGAAACACACAAAUAUUAGUUCUAUUAAUAUUUACCUACCUACUGUAGCGAGUUAAAUUUAGCCAAUUUAGCGCACCGAAAAUAAACACUAACAAAAAACAAUCCUAAGCCCCCUAAUAAAUCGUGAGUAACUGUAUUGAUGAAAAUUUAAGAAAAAAAACUUAAACCCUAUAGUUUACCUCCAUGAAGAAACUCAUUUGUGUAAAUUUGCAGUUUUAAAACAUAGAUUAAUAUAUAUCAAAGAGCUGUUAAAUUGAUUAAAUUAUCAUAAUAUGAUGACUAAAUAAACUUG